AUGCGUAGGGGACAGAAGACUAGAUGCAGUCAUAACACUAGGGCCAUGGAAGAGAACUGCAACAAUCGCAAGAUCCAAGGCUCAGAGGUGUCUGAGACCCAGUGGAUGGCUAUCUCUGUGAUGCCUAGCACCAGCAAAGAUGACUUGAGCAGCCCCCAAAAGAACUGGAGCACUCCAGCACCCCUAAAGCAGCCUCUAGCUUGCCUUGUGCAAAAGCCUUCGGUAGUGCAGAACAGUUUUCAGGGGACCAAGAAUCUCCUCAUGUUUGUAUUAGCCCUCAUCUUCAUCAUGGGGAAUAGUGCCAAGGAGGCUCUGGUCUGGAAAGUGCUGGGAAAGUUAGGAAUGCAGCCUGAGUGGCCGCACAGCACCUUUGGAGAACCAAAGAAGGUCAUUACAGAAGAAUUUGUGCACAGAAGUUACCUAAUUUAUAAUCCACUGCUCUGCAGCAAUCCUGUGGAAUAUAAAUUCUUCUGGGGUCCUUAAGCACAUGUAGAAUCCAGCAAAGUAAAAGUCCUGUAUUUUGUAGCAAAGGUUUGUAACCGAUGCUCCAAGGACUGGCCAAGAAAUUAUUAUUGGGAUUCAGAUGAUGAUGCAGAACUUGAGGCUAUCCUAAAUUCAGGUGCUAAGGGAUUACUCCCCCAGGGAAGUCUAAGUUUGGAAAAAAGAGAGUCCAGGAGUAGACGGCCAGGAUCCUGA
Chinchilla lanigera (long-tailed chinchilla) is the source of this 696-nucleotide messenger RNA. RefSeq names its product melanoma-associated antigen H1 (gene Mageh1). The record is from RefSeq and is a predicted model, not a curated record. Gene Ontology annotation, cellular component: nucleus. Gene Ontology annotation, biological process: negative regulation of transcription by RNA polymerase II. NCBI's taxonomy places the organism in Eukaryota, Metazoa, Chordata, Mammalia, Rodentia, Chinchillidae.